Gekko japonicus is the source of this 3562-nucleotide messenger RNA. RefSeq names its product lipoxygenase homology domain-containing protein 1-like. The record is from RefSeq and is a predicted model, not a curated record. NCBI's taxonomy places the organism in Eukaryota, Metazoa, Chordata, Lepidosauria, Squamata, Gekkonidae. Gene Ontology annotation, molecular function: protein binding. The transcript has 24 exons. The annotation marks the transcript as partial.
AUGAAGCGAUCCAGGGGGUCAUGCGACGAGGGGAAUGACAGCAGCGAGGAGAGGAGGAAGAAGAAGAAGAAAAAGAAGAAGAAGAAGGCGUGCAGUGACAGCGAUGAAUCCGACGGCAGCCGGAAAAAGCGGAAGAAAAAGGGCAAGAAAUCGAAGACCAAAGACAAGAAGAAAAAGAAGGAAGAGGAGAAUUUUGCAGAGAUGUACGAACGGGAGCUUCGAGAUUAUCGCUCGGAAGAUUCCCACGAAACCGAAGAUGAAUACAACAAGAAAAAAGGUCACAUUGGAAGUCAUGUGGGCAUGUUGCUGAAACCCGUGAAGAAACUCCCAGCUCCUGAAAACGAAUAUUAUAAGGCCACAGUCUAUGAAGUCGUGACGGUGACGGGCGAUGUCCGAGGCGCAGGGACGGACGCCAAGAUCUUUGUGACUCUCUUUGGAGAAUUCGGCAUCACCCCGAAGGCCCACCUGACUAGCAAGAGCGAGAGUGCGUUUGAGAGGAGCAAAACAGACGUUUUUCGAGUGAGAACCAACAACGUGGGAACAAUAAGGAAGAUAAGAAUCGAGCACGACAACACGAGUAUGAAUCCCAGCUGGUUUCUGGACCGCGUGAUCGUCACCGACAUGAACAGGCCGCACCUCCGUUUUUAUUUCCCGUGCAACAAUUGGCUGAGCAAGGACGAUGGCGACGGACUGAACGUGAGAGAUCUGCUUGGCACCCUUAAUCCAAUGGACGUUCCUAAAGGAAAUAAAUAUAUUGUCAGAGUAUUCACAGGUGAUAUAAAUGGCAGCGGAACAGAUGCUGAUGUUUUCAUUAACAUCUUUGGCCAGUACGGCGACACAGGCGAGAGGAAGCUGGACAACGACAACGACAACUUUGAGCGAGCGCAAGAAGACAAGUUCACCCUGGAUGCUCCCAACAUGGGACGGCUCAGAAAGAUCAACAUUGGCCACAACAACAAGGGGGGCUCUGCGGGUUGGUUCCUGGACAAGGUCCUCAUUGAAGAUAUCGGCAACAAAGCCAACUACGAGUUCCCCUGCUACCGUUGGCUCGCGCUGGAUGAAGACGAUGGCAAGAUCCAGCGGGAUAUCCUGGUGGGAGGAGCGGAGGCGACGGGUAUGGUUUAUAACGUUGCAGUCAUGACUGGGGACGUCAGAGGGGCCGGGACCAACUCCAAGAUCCACAUUGUCAUGCACGGCUCCAAAGGGCUGAAAAACAGCGGGAAGGUUUUCCUGGAGGGAGGCGAGUUCGAACGUGCCCGGACGGACCUCUUCAACAUUGAGAUUGCAGCUCUUCUCAGUCCCCUGAGCCGCGUCUCCAUCGGACACGAUAACUGCGGCGUCAGCUCCGGCUGGUAUUGCGAGAAGGUGACGGUGUAUUGCCCGUUUACUGGCAUUGAGCAGACAUUCCCUUGUGGGAAAUGGCUGGAUGAAGACGAAGGCGAUGGGUUGGUGGAACGGGAACUCUACGAAAUGCUCUCGAUGCGUCAGAAGAGAUUGAAAAAAAAUCCUUGGUCGCUGUGGAUCUGGACAAGUGACAUGAGGGGGGCGGGGACAGAUGCCCCUAUCUUCUUCCAGAUUUUUGGUGACAAAGGAAAGUCAGACGAAAUGAAGCUGGACAAUAACUCGGAUAACUUUGAAGCUGGACAAACUGACAAGUUCAUGAUCGAACUCCCAGAUCUGGGCACCUUUUACAAGCUCCGAAUAUGGCACGAGAAGCGGACCCCAUUUGCCGGCUGGCAUCUGCAAAAGGUGACCAUCUUGAAAACACUGACGAAAGAGAAGUACACCUUUAAGUGCAAUCGCUGGCUGGACGUCAACGAAGACGACAGGGAGAUUGUGAGGGAACUCCCAGCCGAGGGCUCGCUCGUGACUGAGGUCAUGCCAGUGAUAAAGUACCGAGUGACCGUGCAGACCGGGUCGGUGAGUGGAAGCGGGACAGAUGCCAAAGUCUUUACUUGUCUCAUCGGGGACCAAGGAGAUACCGGAGACCGGCUCCUCAGCAAUAGCGUGAACACUACCAACAAAUUUGAGAAGGGCAGUAUCGACGAGUUCAUCAUUGAAGCGGUCGACCUGAAGCAGGUGAGGAGGGUGAGGAUAGGGCAUGACGGCAGAGGAGGAAGCAGUGGCUGGUACCUUGGAAAAGUGAUAGUGAGGCAAGACGGACAGCCAGAGAGUGAGGCUGUGGAAUUCCCCUGCUACAGAUGGUUUGACAAAAACGAGGACGAUGGACUGAUUAUUCGGGAGUUAGUGCCGGAGGGGCGAUCGUAUAUUCUGGAAAAUGUUGGUUACCACAUCAGCAUAAAGACCGGAGACGUCCCCGGAGCCAGCUCGGAUUCCAAGGUUUUGAUCAAGAUGUAUGGAGAAAAAGGAGACACCAAAAAAGAGUUUCUCUUGAUUUCUGAUAACGACUUAGAAGAUUACUUCGAGCGUGGCCGGAUCGAUAUCUUUACUCUAGACACAAGGGACAUUGGAAAGAUCAAACGGCUCCUCAUCGGGCAUGACAAUGUCGGGCUCCAGGCCGGCUGGCACCUUGGCAGCGUUCAGGUUACCAUUCCCGUUCACGGCCUGCAGUACAACUUCCCUUGCAACCGGUGGCUCGACAAGAACGAAGCCGAUGGGAGGGUGGAGAUAGAGGUCUACCCCAGCGAGAUCGUGCCGAUCGAGAUACUGAUAAAUUAUGAGGUCGUUGUAGUUACCGGUGACGUGCGGAAUGCGGGCUCCAAUGCCAAUGUCUUCAUGCAGAUGUACGGGGAGCUCGGGAAAACGGAAGUGCUGAUCCUGCAGAACAGGUCAAACAACUACGAGAGGGGAGCAACAGAACUCUUCAAGAUAGAGGCAACCGAUGUUGGCAAGAUCUACAAGAUCCGGAUCGGCCAUGAUGGGAGCGGCAUUGGGGAUGGCUGGUACUUGGAAACAGUCUCCAUUAAGAAGUUUGCCACCAAGGAAGAAAGGAAGAAGAAGAAGAAGAAAAGGAAGUCUGGCGACGAAGAGGAGAACGAACUGCCUUCGAUGGAAGGCACCAUUGAUACGUAUACAUUUGCAGCCCACCGUUGGCUGGCCAGCGACGAAGAAGACAAGGAACUCGUGGUGGAGCUGAUGCCGGAGGAGGGAUUGGAACCAGAGGCAAGUGUCAUUGUCUAUGAAGUCCAUGUCAUCACUGGGUCAGUGAUGGGCGCGGGGACAGAUGCGAAUGUUUACGUGGCCAUCUACGGGGAAAGGGGAGACACGGGGGAGCGUCACCUGAAGCGCUCGGACCACAUGAACAAGUUCGAGAAGGAUCAGGUGGAUAUAUUCACUGUCAAAGCUGUUGACCUCGGGGACUUAAAGAAGUUACGUAUUCGACACGACAACACUGGAAGCAAUCCAGCUUGGUUCCUGGAGAGAGUAGAGAUUAUUGACACCAAGGAGGAAACAACGUAUUAUUUCCCAUGUCAGAGGUGGUUGGCAGUGGAAGAGGACGAUGGGCAGGUGGCUAGAGAACUGGUGCCGGUGGCCGAAGCCUUUGUGAAGAAGGAUCCAAACAGUUCCAGUUCUGCUGCAACGCUGGGCCUGGAGCAGAAAG